AUGCUGGACAUCGUUGAAAAGGGUCCUUAUGUUCCGAUGUAUCAGCCUCUUAAAAACAAUGUUCCUGAUGGCACUAUGAAGAAAACUCCAAGAGAAAACUGGACAGCAGACGACAAGAGAAAACAUGGUUUGGAUGUUCGUGCUCGUGCCGCUAUUAGCUACUCAUUGCCAUACAACAUCUUUGGGCUGGUUCAAAACUACUCAGACACUGAAAAUGACUCAGACACUGAUUCAUCUAAGACUGACACUGAUGACCUUGAAAAGGUUGUAGCCAGUGCAGCUUUGAUUGUGAAGACCUUUGAAAAAUCAGGUCGAAACUUCUCAAAAUUUCAAAAGAAGAUUGGUGGAAAGUUCUCAAAAGGGUCAGGAGCUGAUAAAAAGCAUGAGCUUCUCUCUUGUCCAUUCGAUGAAUCACCUUGUGCUGAGGAGAAGUCCGAUUCUACUGAUCCUAUUAUUCCCGUUCCAUGUUCCUUGAGUCAAGAUACUGCAGCCACAUCAACAGAUAACCCAUUAGAUGCUGAUGACUCCAUUGAAGCUGAAGAUUCUCCUGAAACUGAUAAUGUGUCAGUGUCUAUCCCUCCGGAAUCAGCAUCAGUCAUUAUGGAUGUGAAAACAACAUUCCUUCAUGGUGUGUUGGAAGAAGAAGUUUUUCUAAAUCAGCCCCUAGGCUUUGUGGACAAAGAUCAUCCUGAUUACGUGUACCGAUUAGACAAAGCUGUUUAUGGACUGAAGCAAGCCCCAAGGGUUUGGUAUGAGACGCUAACAUCGUAUCUGCUUGAAAAUGGAUACAAACGUGGAGCAAUCGACAACACUCUCUUCAUUAAAGGCAAAGGCUCAGAUAUGCACGUAACAUUAGUGACACUGAGCUCAGCGCUUCCGCAAACACUGAUUGUCGCUUCACCUUCAGACAACGGCUCUUUUAUCCAACGGCUACUUUACACUCUGACAGGUUGUUACGAUGCGCCGUUCUAA
Lactuca sativa (garden lettuce) is the source of this 972-nucleotide messenger RNA. The record is from RefSeq and is a predicted model, not a curated record. NCBI's taxonomy places the organism in Eukaryota, Viridiplantae, Streptophyta, Magnoliopsida, Asterales, Asteraceae.